Molecule: messenger RNA, 8273 nt
Organism: Dromiciops gliroides (monito del monte)
Lineage: Eukaryota; Metazoa; Chordata; Mammalia; Microbiotheria; Microbiotheriidae
Gene: DOCK9
Product: dedicator of cytokinesis 9
Exons: 57
Coding region: 669-7151 (2160 amino acids)
Biological process (GO): small GTPase-mediated signal transduction; positive regulation of GTPase activity
Molecular function (GO): guanyl-nucleotide exchange factor activity
Source: RefSeq, a predicted model, not a curated record
UUGCUCAAAGUGGGCUUCUGUGUGUUUCCAUAGCAGCAGUCAUGCUAAUGAUUUUCUCAUUUUAGGGACUUUUUUGGGGGGGGGGUGCUUCUUUAUAGCUUUAUAAUGCAGCAUUAAACAACAAAUAGCAUAUUUAGGUCAAGGAAGGAAAAUGUUUGUUAAUAGGAGUGCCAGGCUGAGCAUUCUGGGAGGGUGAUUUUCUUGCAGCCGAGGAAGAUUCUUUGUGGUUCACAGCAGCAGUUUGCAGCAGGGUAUCUCUCUGAUACUACCCUUUCAUUUUGGAUGGGCUCUGAGACUUAAAGAAUUCAAGCCAUCAGCAUCCCAGCCAUUUUUGGCAAUCACGUGUCAUUGCUACCUAAGAACAAAUAAGGAAAAAAAAAGAUUCCAAUUAAAAGCCUCUAUUGGAGGAGGGGUAGACUUUGAGGGCUUCCAUGCAGCUGAGGUGUAUCAUCUUGGUGUUCUACUGCUCCUGCUGUUUCACACUCUGAGGCUGGAUUUUUGUCAGUCUCUCCUUGGACGGAAGAGGAUUUAGUACGGCAGCUGAUGCUUUCCUUCUGUUCAGAUUUUGUUGAAGAUGGUACAGUGGGAGCUUGUUCCUGAGGAAUCCAGGAAGAGGAUAUGGAGAUGGAGCAAGCAGUGAUAGGAAUGUGAAUUUUGACAGGUUUGGGAUGGGUUGUACUACUAGUGUGAUUCUGUUUAAAGGCAUCCGCACAGUUUUCGAAAGAAACUGUGCUUAUAUGUGCAAACAGCAAGGAGAGAAUAAUGCCCUUGAAUAUACAGCACACAGUUGGACAAAGGAAGAUUCAGGACUGUUCAUCUACUCCUCUCUGGCAAAACCAAAGCUAAUUGAGCCACUUGACUAUGAAAAUGUUAUUGUCCAGAAGAAGACUCAAAUCUUGAAUGAUGGUUUACGUGAGAUGCUGCUGUUUCCUUAUGAUGACUUUCAGACAGCAAUAUUGAGGCGACAGGGUCGAUACGUAUGUUCAACGGUUCCUACAAAUGCAGAGAAGGAGGCCCAAAGCUUAUUUGUUACAGAGUGCAUCAAAACCUACAAUUCUGACUGGCACGUUGUGAACUAUAAAUAUGAAGACUACUCCGGAGAGUUCCGGCAGCUUCCAAACAAAGUGGCAAAAUUGGAUAAACUUCCUGUCCACGUUUAUGAAGUGGAUGAAGAGGCUGACAAAGAUGAGGAUGCUGCAUCUCUUGGCUCUCAGAAAGGUGGCAUAACCAAGCAUGGAUGGUUGUACAAAGGCAAUAUGAACAGUGCCAUUAGUGUGACCAUGAGGUCAUUUAAGAGACGGUUUUUCCAUUUGAUUCAACUUGGUGAUGGAUCCUAUAAUUUGAAUUUCUACAAAGAUGAGAAAAUCUCCAAGGAGCCAAAAGGAUCAAUAUUUUUGGAUUCUUGUAUGGGUGUAGUUCAGAACAACAAAGUCCGGCGCUUUGCUUUCGAGCUCAAGAUGCAGGAUAAGAGUAGUUAUCUUCUGGCAGCAGAUAGUGAAUUGGAAAUGGAAGAGUGGAUUACAACACUCAACAAAAUUCUGCAGCUCAAUUUUGAAGCCGCAAUGCAAGAAAAACGUAAUGGAGAAGCUCAUGAAGAUGAUGAACAAAGCAAAUUGGAAAGUUCUUCCUCUGGUUUAGAUAGUUACCUGCCUGAACUCACCAAGAGUCCCCGAGAAGCAGAGAUCAAAUUAAAAAGUGAAAGCAGAGUGAAACUCUUUGUCUUGGAUCCAGAUGCCCAGAAGCUUGAAUUUACGGGACUCGAACCAGAAGUGAAGCCAUUUGAAGAGAAGUUUGGCAAAAGGAUACUUGUCAAGUGCAAUGAUUUGUCCUUUAAUUUGCAAUGCUGUGUCGCUGAGAACGAGGAAGGACCCACAACAAAUGUAGAGCCUUUCUUUGUGACCCUCUCACUGUUCGACAUAAAACAUAAUAGAAAGAUUUCUGCCGAUUUUCACGUGGACUUGAACCACUUCUCAGUGAGACAAAUGCUACCUGGCCCACCCCAGCACCUGGUGAAUGGCAGCGGAGAUAGUUUACAGAGGAUUCAAAAUUUCUUUCAUGAAACCAUGUUGCAGUAUCCAAAGCAGGGUAUAUUUUCAGUCACCUGUCCCCAUCCUGAUAUAUUUCUUGUGGCUAGAAUUGAAAAAGUCCUCCAGGGAAGCAUCACACAUUGUGCUGAGCCAUACAUGAAAAGUUCAGACUCAUCUAAGGUUGCCCAGAAGGUGCUGAAAAAUGCUAAGCAGGCAUGCCAAAGACUAGGACAAUACAGAAUGCCAUUUGCUUGGGCAGCAAGAACGUUGUUUAAAGAUUCAUCUGGAAAUCUUGACAAAAAUGCCAGAUUUUCUGCCCUCUACAGACAAGACAGCAAUAAACUAUCAAAUGAAGACAUGCUUAAGUUAUUAGCAGACUUCCGGAAGCCUGAGAAGAUGGCCAAAUUACCUGUUAUUUUAGGCAACCUAGACAUCACAAUUGAUAAUGUUUCUUCAGACUUUCCCAAUUAUGUUAACUCAUCAUACAUUCCCAUGAAACAAUUUGAACACAGUACCAAAACUCUAGUCACGUUUGAAGUAGAGGAGUUUGUUCCCUGCAUCCCAAAACAUACUCAACCUUUCACCAUCUACAAUAAUCACCUUUAUGUUUAUCCCAAGUCCUUGAAAUAUGACAGUCAAAAGUCUUUUGCAAAGGCCAGGAAUAUCGCAAUUUGUAUUGAGUUCAAAGAUUCAGAUGAAGAGGAUUCUCAGCCUCUUAAGUGCAUUUAUGGCAGACCUGGUGGCCCAGUAUUUACCAGAAGUUCUUCUGCAGCUGUUUUACAUCAUCACCAAAACCCAGAACUUUAUGAUGAGAUUAAAAUAGAACUGCCCACACAGCUCCACGAAAAGCACCACUUGCUGUUCACGUACUACCACGUCAGCUGCGAUAAUUCUAGUAAAGGGAGCACGAAGAAGAGAGAUGUUGUGGAAACACAAGUUGGAUAUUCUUGGCUUCCACUCCUGAAAGACGGAAGGGUGGUAACCAGUGAGCAGCACAUUCCUGUAUCAGCUAAUCUUCCAUCUGGCUACCUUGGCUACCAAGAGCUUGGAAUGGGCAAGCAUCACGGGCCGGAAAUUAAAUGGGUGGAUGGAGGCAAGCCACUGUUGAGAGUUUCAACACAUCUAGUUUCUACUGUGUAUACUCAGGAUCAGCACUUACAUAAUUUUUUUCAGUACUGCCAGAAAACAGAAUCUGGAGCUCAGGCCUUAGGGAAUGAUCUUGUAAAAUAUCUUAAGAGUCUUCAUGCAAUGGAGGGUCAUGUCAUGAUAGCUUUCUUGCCCACCAUCCUCAAUCAGCUUUUCCGAGUUCUCACCAGGACGACCCAAGAGGAAGUAGCAGUCAAUGUGACGAGGGUCAUUAUCCAUGUGGUUGCCCAGUGCCAUGAAGAAGGAUUGGAGAGUCACUUGAGGUCCUAUGUAAAGUAUGCUUAUAAAGCUGAGCCAUUCGUUGCUUCGGAAUAUAAGACUGUGCAUGAAGAACUGGCCAAGUCCAUGACCACAAUCCUAAAACCUUCUGCUGACUUCCUUACCAGCAAUAAACUCCUCAAGUAUUCGUGGUUUUUCUUUGAAGUUUUGAUAAAAUCCAUGGCUCAGCAUCUGAUAGAAAACUCAAAAGUCAAGUUGUUGCGAAACCAGAGAUUCCCGGCCUCCUAUCAUCAUGCAGUUGAAACAGUUGUUAAUAUGCUGAUGCCACACAUCACUCAGAAAUUCAGAGACAAUCCCGAGGCCUCAAAAAAUGCCAACCACAGCCUUGCAGUUUUUAUAAAGAGAUGUUUCACCUUUAUGGACAGAGGCUUUGUUUUCAAACAGAUCAACAACUAUAUCAGCUGUUUUGCACCUGGAGAUCCAAAGACGCUUUUUGAAUUCAAGUUUGAAUUUCUCCGUGUAGUGUGCAACCAUGAACACUAUAUCCCUUUGAAUUUGCCAAUGCCGUUUGGAAAAGGCAGGAUUCAGAGAUAUCAAGCUUUUCUUUCACCAACUGUGGAGUCGCAUGACACUCCUCUAGAUCUUCAGCUUGACUACUCAUUAACAGAUGAGUUCUGCAAGUACCAUUUCCUAGUGGGCCUACUGCUAAGGGAGGUGGGAAAUGCCCUACAAGAAUUCAGGGAUGUCCGGCAGAUUGCAAUUAGUGUGCUGAAGAAUCUGUUGAUAAAGCAUUCUUUUGAUGACAGAUAUGCUUCAAGGAGCCAUCAAGCAAGGAUCGCUACUUUAUAUCUACCUCUGUUUGGCCUACUAAUAGAAAAUGUCCAGCGAAUCAAUGUGAAAGAUGUGUCACCCUUCCCGGUUAACCCAAGCACUAAUGCAAAGGAGGAAUCACUAAAUAUGCCAACUACAAAUCCAUUAGUAACCCCACAGAAAUCAGCAAAUACACUGGAUAACAACCUACAUAAAGACCUCUUUGGCGUUAUCUCCGGCAUUGCAUCGCCCUAUACCACGUCAACUCCAAAUAUCAAUAGUGUGAGAAAUGCUGAUUCAAGAGGCUCUCUCGUCAGCACCGAUUCAGUGAACAGUCUUCCAGAAAGGAACCUCGAGAAGACCAAUUCCCUUGACAAGGUACACCAACAGAGUGGUACUUCUGGGAGCUCAGUAGUCCGCUGUGACAAACUUGACCAGUCAGAGAUUAAGAGUCUACUCAUGUGCUUCCUAUACAUCUUAAAGAGCAUGUCUGAUGAUGCUUUAUUUACAUAUUGGAACAAGGCUUCAACAUCUGAACUUAUGGAUUUUUUCACAAUAUCAGAAGUGUGUUUACAUCAGUUCCAGUACAUGGGAAAGCGAUAUAUAGCAAGGAACCAGGAGGGGUUGGGACCCAUAGUUCAUGAUCGAAAGUCUCAGACAUUGCCUGUUUCCCGUAACAGAACAGGAAUGAUGCAUGCCAGAUUGCAGCAGCUGAGCAGCCUGGAUAACUCUCUCACAUUUAACCACAGCUAUGGCCACUCUGAUGCUGAUGUUCUUCACCAGUCGUUACUAGAAGCAAACAUUGCCACUGAAGUUUGCCUCACUGCUCUGGACACUUUAUCGUUAUUCACGUUGGCAUUUAAGAACCAGCUUCUGGCUGAUCACGGACAUAAUCCGCUGAUGAAAAAGGUGUUUGAUGUUUACCUGUGUUUUCUUCAAAAACACCAAUCCGAGACAGCUUUGAAAAACGUCUUCACUGCCUUAAGGUCGUUAAUUUACAAGUUUCCUUCUACAUUUUAUGAAGGAAGGGCAGACAUGUGUGCUGCCUUGUGCUAUGAGAUCCUCAAAUACUGUAAUUCCAAGCUGAGUUCCAUUCGUACUGAUGCCUCCCAGCUGCUGUAUUUCCUAAUGAGGAAUAAUUUUGACUACACAGGAAAAAAAUCCUUUGUGAGGACACAUCUGCAAGUUAUCAUUUCUGUAAGCCAACUGAUAGCAGAUGUUGUCGGGAUUGGAGGAACCAGGUUCCAGCAGUCCCUUUCCAUCAUCAAUAACUGUGCCAACAGUGACAGACUUAUAAAGCAUACUAGCUUCUCAUCAGACGUAAAGGAUUUGACCAAACGGAUUCGCACAGUCUUAAUGGCCACAGCUCAAAUGAAGGAGCAUGAAAAUGAUCCCGAGAUGCUAGUGGACCUCCAGUACAGUUUGGCCAAGUCCUAUGCAAGCACUCCUGAACUCAGAAAGACGUGGCUGGACAGCAUGGCAAGAAUCCAUGUCAAAAAUGGGGAUCUCUCCGAGGCAGCUAUGUGCUACGUCCACGUAACAGCCUUGGUAGCUGAAUAUCUAACAAGGAAAGAAGCAGAUAUAACAUUCCGGCGGGAGCUAUCCUACCUCCCCUCCAGCCACAGCACCUUCCAGAGGAGCAGUCGGGGAGGCAUGUUUAGACAAGGAUGCACAGCCUUCAGGGUAAUUACCCCCAAUAUAGAUGAAGAGGCCUCAAUGAUGGAAGAUGUUGGGAUGCAGGAUGUCCAUUUUAAUGAGGAUGUGUUGAUGGAAUUGCUAGAACAGUGCGCAGAUGGGCUCUGGAAGGCUGAACGCUAUGAGCUGAUUGCUGACAUCUAUAAACUCAUAAUUCCCAUUUAUGAGAAACGCAGAGAUUUUGAGAGACUAGCUCAUCUAUAUGACACUCUCCAUCGAGCAUACAGCAAAGUCACAGAAGUCAUGCAUACUGGCAAGAGACUUCUGGGGACUUAUUUCAGAGUGGCAUUCUUUGGACAGGCAGCGCAAUACCAGUUUACAGACACUGACACAGAUGUGGAGGGAUUCUUUGAAGAUGAAGAUGGAAAGGAGUAUAUUUACAAAGAACCUAAGCUGACACCUUUGUCAGAAAUCUCCCAAAGACUACUAAAGCUUUACUCAGACAAAUUUGGUUCUGAAAAUGUCAAAAUGAUCCAAGAUUCUGGCAAGGUCAACCCUAAGGAUUUGGAUUCAAAAUAUGCCUAUAUCCAAGUAACCCAUGUAACCCCAUUCUUUGAUGAAAAGGAAUUACAAGAAAGGAAGACUGACUUUGAAAGAACUCAUAACAUCCGCCGUUUCAUGUUUGAAAUGCCAUUUACUCAGAGUGGUAAGCGACAGGGUGGAGUUGAAGAACAGUGUAAACGACGUACAAUAUUGACAGCAAUCCACUGUUUCCCUUAUGUGAAGAAGCGCAUUCCUGUGAUGUACCAGCAUCAUACGGAUCUGAAUCCCAUUGAGGUGGCCAUUGAUGAGAUGAGUAAGAAGGUGGCUGAGCUCAGGCAGCUGUGUGCUUCAGCUGAAGUGGAUAUGAUCAAGCUUCAGCUAAAACUACAGGGCAGUGUCAGCGUUCAGGUUAACGCUGGUCCUCUCGCAUAUGCCCGAGCUUUCUUAGACGACUCAAAUACCAAAAGAUAUGCUGAUAAUAAAAUAAAGCUCUUGAAGGAAGUUUUCAGGCAGUUUGUUGAAGCUUGUGGUCAAGCUCUGGCAGUAAACGAACGUCUUAUUAAAGAAGACCAGAUAGAAUAUCAGGAAGAAAUGAAGGCCAAUUACAGGGAAAUGGCAAAAGAGCUCUCUGAAAUCAUGCAUGAACAGAUCUGUCCCAUGGAAGAGAAAGCAAACGUCUUACCUAAUUCACUUCACAUUUUCAAUGCCAUCAGCGGAACGCCAACAAGCACAACUGUUCACGGGAUGCCUAGUUCUUCUUCACUUGCAUGAUUGUUGCUCAUCAGACAUUUAGAGGAUGUGUGGUUUUGUUUCAUCAUUUACGGACUUGGGAGGACUUCAGAUCGAGAACACAGACAAGACAAUGGGUGUGAGAAAAGUUGGAAGUAAAUUGUCUCGUUUCAUAGUAAACUUUCUAUAGAAGUAAUAAAGGGAUGCGCAUUUUUUUUUAAUUCCACUGGCACCACAUACAGUUGUUGUUACGUCAUUAUGUCUCAGCAGAGGCGUGUGGUGGAAACUACAGCUAGAGCUAAGAUGUUCCUUAUUCCUUACGUAGUAGUAUUAAAAUAAAUGGCACAUUUAAAGAAAUGUUGGUGAAUGUAUAUAGCAGUGAGAAUAACACUGUUUAGGGUUGGAUUAGUCCUUUCUGGGCUAGGCUUGCGGAUGUUGAAAAUAUUUAGGUAUUCUCUAUUUUUCUCCCAUGGCACAUUCAGAUUGAGUACAAGGACAAGAACUAUUUUUGUGCCUAGAUAGACACUAGUUUUUGAUGAUGUAAGGGAACUGACAAUUAUAGUUUUUUGUACCAGUGAACAAGAAAGAAAAAAUCCUAUUUUAUAUUUACUGGUAUUCACAAAGGAUGUGAUCUUAAAACUGGUCACACCAUUUAGAACCAAAUUAUUACUGUAUUAAUAAAUACAGUUAGGCUACAAUUUAAAAAACAGUAUAAAAAUUGACAUGUACAUAGUGUUUGUUAAUACAGAAUCAACAUCCUGUACAUACAUGUUAUACUUUUUUUUAAUACUCAUACCAGCUUUUUCGUUAAGUUUAAUUGUAACUGAUUUGUGCUAUUCUUCAUAUAAGCUCCAUAUUUGACAUGACAGUUUUAUUCUUGUACAUAAAUAAGUGCAAUAUGAAGGUGUAUACAGUCUUUGCUCUGUUAGGUUUAUACACUGUUUUAAAAAAAAUUCAUCUUUUUGCCAAAAUGAUGGUUAGGAAUUGGUAAUCAUGAAUCCUGUGGUCAAUGGUGGCAUAAUUUAAAGCUUUUACCAUGUUGUUGUUCUUUUAAGACAUUAAUUUAGUAAUUUUAUAUUUGGGAGAACAAAGGUUUUUAAUUUUAUUUAACUGGAAUCACUGCCCUGCUGUAAUUAAACAUUCUGUACCACAUCUGUAUUAAAA